Molecule: messenger RNA, 3023 nt
Organism: Drosophila montana
Lineage: Eukaryota; Metazoa; Arthropoda; Insecta; Diptera; Drosophilidae
Exons: 7
Biological process (GO): proteolysis
Molecular function (GO): serine-type endopeptidase activity
Source: RefSeq, a predicted model, not a curated record
GCUAAACGCGUCUAGUCUGGCGGCUAAUAUAUAAAAUAUAAAUAUCUAUCAUAGUCAAAUGUUAAUAUCUUUAUCUAGUGCCAAAUCUAAUUAAUACAAAAAUGAAAUUAAUUUUCUUAUUGCUGUGCAUUUUGGCUGUGGAAAAUACAAACGCGCGUUAUGCGCGUUGCAUAAAUCCCAACCAGCGCGCCGGCCUGUGUGUGCAGAUAAAUGAGUGCCAGACAUUGUAUUCGGUGCUGCAGCAGGCGAACCUGUCGCCGACAGAGAAGCAGUUCAUCAAGGCCUCCAGUUGUGGUGUGGGCCAAGACAAUCGUCCGUUUGUCUGCUGCACCCGGGACACGGGCUAUACGCGCAGUCGUCGUGUGACGCCCAACUUUGGGGACUAUGCGGACUUCAGUGAUCUCAGCGAGGGUUACGAUUUUGACUGGAAUCGUGCACCCAACACGCCGAGUACUGUGCUUUUUCCCAGCGCUGAUCGCCGACCCUGGAGCUUUGGCAUUGAGGAGCAGACAGCAGACAGCAGCCGGCUACAGGGCCAGGGCCAGCCCCAACAGGUAGACGGUGCCAGCCUGCUGCCACAGCCGCCCACCUGCGGCGGCGUGACCAUAGACAAUAAGAUAUAUGGCGGCGAGGAUGCUGACCUAAACGAAUUCCCCUGGAUGGUGCUGCUGGAGUACAGACGCCUGGCCGGCACCGGACUCUCGACCAGCUGUGCGGGCACGCUAAUCAACCAGCGCUAUGUUCUAACAGCUGCCCAUUGCCUGGUCGGACGCAUUCUGCGCGAAAUUGGACCACUUGCCUCCGCGCGUUUGGGCGAGCACGAUACGCGCAGUGCAGUGGACUGUCCCGCCGGCGGCGGGCGGCCCUGUGCGCCGGCAGCGCAGCGCUUGGGCGUUGAGGAGAUGCGCGUACACGAGCUCUACAAGGAGAAGACGCCCAAUCAGGCGCACGACAUAGGCCUGGUGCGUCUGGAGCGCAAUGUGCGCUACUCGAACAGCAUACAGCCCGUCUGUCUGCCCUCGGUGGUGGCGCCGGAAGCAAAGCGUGCCGGACAACAGUACACGGUGGUCGGCUUUGGCCGUACGCUGCAGACCGCACGCAGUCCCGUCAAACAGAAGCUAUCGGUGGGCUUUGUGGAGCCGGCGCAGUGCAAGCGCAAGUUCGCCGAGCGCAAGAUCAGCAUAAUGCCGACUCAGAUGUGUGCGGGCGGCAAAUAUGCGCAGGAUAGCUGCGACGGCGACUCCGGCGGACCGCUGAUGCGCUUCCGCGACAAUGCCUGGGUGCUGGAGGGCAUUGUCUCCUUUGGCUACAAGUGCGGCCUCAAGGACUGGCCGGGCGUUUACACAAGCGUCGCCGCCUACGACAUUUGGAUAAAGCAGAAUGUGAGAGCCUUCAGCCGAUCGCUGAUGUACCCGUACCCAAAGAUCGGCGCAUUGUGGGCGGCCAGCGCCCUUGCCCUACUCGUCGGCGCAGCCAAUGCUCAGCCAGAGCCGGCGCGCCAGGCCUGCGACAUACCCAACGAGACAAAGCGUGGCGUCUGCGUGCCGGUGAGCCAGUGCGCCGCCUAUUUGCAGGUGCGCAAUGUGACCAACCUGAGCUCGGAGCGCGUCAACUUUCUGAAGAAGGUGCAGUGCGAGGUGGAGACAACAGCAACGGCAACUUCAAAUUCAACGGCAACGGCAACAGCAAAUGCUGAUGCUGCAGAUGACGAUUCGAAUGAGUCCGCCUACAAGCCGCUUGUCUGCUGUCCGGCAAAUGGCCAGGAUUAUCUCUAUCCGGUCAUACAGUUCUCCAAGUUCGAGUAUCGUCGCUUUUUGGAUGUCACCGCGCGCUUCAAGCGGAAGAAGCUUAAGCGACGCAUCCAAACCGUCGAGCCCAGCACGGGCUUCAAUCUGUUGAACGAGUGCGGCAAACAGGUCACAAAUCGCAUCUAUGGCGGCGAAAUAGCUGAACUGGACGAAUAUCCUUGGCUGGCAUUGUUGGUCUAUCAUUCGAAUGACUACGGCUGCAGCGGCGCUCUGAUCGACGAUCGUCACAUUCUGACUGCCGCCCACUGUGUCCAAGGCGAGGGCGUGCGCGAGCGGCGCGGCUUAAAACACGUGCGUCUGGGCGAGUUUAAUGUCAAGACAGAGCCGGACUGCAUUGAGGAGCCAAACUAUUUGAGCUGUGCAGACGCGGCACUGGAUAUUGCAUACGAGCACAUACACGUGCAUCCGGAAUACAAGGAGUACUCCAGUCACAAGUACAACGAUAUAGCCAUAAUCCGUUUGAAGCAUCCGGUUAGUUUCACGCACUUCAUCAUGCCCAUAUGCCUGCCCAAUCAGAGCGCCCAGACGCCGCUCAUCGAGGGCCAAAUGUUCUCCGUUUCCGGCUGGGGACGCACCGAUCUCUUCAACAAGUACUUUAUCAACACGCACAGCCCCAUCAAACUAAAGCUGCGCAUACCCUAUGUGUCCAGCGAGAACUGCAGCAAGAUGCUGGAUCUGUACGGCGUGCGUCUUGGCCCCAAGCAGCUGUGCGCCGGCGGCGAGAGGGCCAAGGAUACGUGUGCCGGCGACAGCGGUGGUCCGCUCAUGUUCUUCGAUCGCCAGCAUUCCCGCUGGGUGGCCUACGGCAUUGUAAGCUACGGAUUUACGCAAUGCGGAGCCGGGCCUGGAGUUUAUACGUCUGUCUUGAGCUAUAUUAGCUGGAUCGAGAGCAUUAUCAAGCCGUAGGAAGAAAGACAGAGAGAGAGAGAGAGGGAGAGAGAGAGAGAUAUGUGGAGCGUUGACGUCAUAUUUGGUUUUGGAGACAUUUCAAAUACCCAAUAACAGCUGGCGCCUAGUUGAGGGGGCUGGGCGGCGGGGCGUGCAAUCCACGGAACUGUCUCUAAAUAUUUGUACAUAUUUUGCUAAUUAUCUAACAGUAAAUUACUGUGUGUGUGCGUGUGUGUGUGUGAGUGUGUAGGCGUAUGCGUGUGUGAGUUAACAAAAGUCUGAAAAACAUGUUUCUAUUUAAAUAAGCUAUUAAAAUAUUUACACACA